GGUUCGUUAAGACGUCGAUGAGUUUUUAUGCUCGUCGUAUUUUAAAACCGAAUACAUUUCAACCGUUGAGGGAAUACAAUUUUAACAAACGAAGUGAAUAUAUUGAGAUCGGUGCAUAGUGCAUUACACAUUAGUCAUUCUGGACAGGGCGAUAACACAUUUCUUCUUUGGUGAAAUUUGUUUGUGGAAUUUUUCGUAAAAUUGUGUAAAUUUCAACGAUUAAUUGCUCACCGGGGACAAUUUUUUUUUCUUUUCUGAUUUAAUUUCAAAAAAUUACUAAAAACGACAAAAUACUGACAAAUUUUUGUGAACAUAUGCAAACACGCGACAAAAACGCAGUUUUUCUUAAAACGCAAAACAACAGAUUUUUAUUGAGUGUUAAGUGAUUUAAAGACAGAAAAUAACGAAAAACAAUCAAACCAAUCUCGAAACAAAAAAAAAACGAGAUAACACUGGAAUCCAAAUACAAAAAUAGAAAUGAUAUAUUCUGGACAAGUAUAAAUGUAAUAAGUGACAUACGACAUUUGAUGCACCUUUUUUAUGAGUUCUGAAAAAACCACGAAAUUCAACAGAAACUUUAUUAUUUAUUCAAGAGACAAAUAGACAGAUUAGAGAUUGUGUGUGUGUUUUGAAUAUAAUUGUUUUUUAAACGAAAUUUGUAAAAUAGUGAACGGUUUUAUUGAUCGGAAGUGUGAAGUCGAGUGGAUUUUAUGAUUUUCAAAUAAAAUAAAUAAAUUCGAGAAUUUGUCGCGGUGUGUGAUUUUCAAAUAGUCUGUGUAAAAAGAAAUUAUUUUUUUUUCUCUUUCAACACAUCGGUGUAAAUAUACAUUUCGUCAAAAGGAAAUUCGUCGAACGCAACAAAACAAGAGAGAUAAGAACUGUCACAAAUCUUGGGAUUAAUACAUCACCGAAAAAGAAACUGUUUUGUCGAAAAGACCAACUUCGCGAGAAAAUCAACCAACUGUGAAAAAAAUAAUAUUGAGGAUACUGCAGAGGACAGGCACGAUACAAGACGAAAGAUCAAAGUAAAUAAAUUGCCAAAACGAGUCGCAAAAACACACUGUGGUGUCGUGUCCAGCAUUCCAACCGACUGACGGAAUACAAACGUGCGUGAGCAGUACGAGAAAAAAAAACGAGAACUGAAAACAAAAUAAAUAUGCAAUCGACAAAAAGCACUUAAAAAGCAGCACAUCCGAAGUGGCUUACGGCGAUUAACGAAAAAAUUAUCAAUUGAUUGAGUGACGGCGUUAAUAUGCACUCGAACUUCAUCGUCUUCUGAAAUUCUUCACAUUCUUCCUUUUCGCACAAAACACGAUUUGUGCAUUUACUGUGAGCAAUAACAAGAGCAGACGGCAACAUUCACGACUCAAUCGGGUUUUAAUUUAAUAAGAGAGAAAAAACAACCUGCAAGAGAUAACGAGAGAAAAGAGCAAGCAAACGAACCCACGUGAAAUUUAUUCGUCAUUAUUUUGAAACGAAAUCGUUUUUAAAGAACAAAGAGGACGAAAUCGCAUUGGGAAUACAAAAGAAACUGAUAAAAUCCCCAAAGACACAACAGUAAAAAAACACAGAGAUAGAAAGAAAGAGCUUGAACAUCGAAAAACGAUUUCACAAAGAAAAAUCGAGAUGACAUUUUCGAAUGAUUUUACAAGUGCAAAAUAAAUACAAGGAAGACGGGAAAAAAAUUAUAUGUAUUUUUUUUUUUUUUGAAUCAUCGAAUAAUCAAAUAAACUCUCAACACGAAGCAAAACCGCUUCACAUAACACGUACACACACCACACACAAACUUUUUGUGUUCGUCUGUUUGUCUUUACUUGGUUCGAUGAAAAAAAUUUGAUGAGAAAGCAACAUCGACAAUCAAAAGACAGGCGAGAAAUAAAAUAAAUACAAAGAUAAAAGGAGACGAUAUAGAAACUCAACAGCAGAGAGACAAAAAAAAUAGAGAUACAUACAUCAAACCAAUAUGCAUUGGAUAAAGGAACAUCGGCAAAAAUCCUUAACGGGCAAUGCAUUAACGAUCAUUUUUUUAUUGAUCUUGCACUUCAGCCAAAAUGUUUUCGGUUUGGAUUAUCCGAAAAUAACAGAGCAUCCGCUUGAUGUGUUGGUGCCUCGAUAUGAGCCGGUUACGCUAAAUUGCAAAGCAGAUGGCGUACCAACACCAACAAUCACAUGGUACAAAGACGGCGAACCGCUUAAAAUCGAACCAGGAGUUCAUCGUAUGAUUCUUCCAGCUGGCGGUCUCUUUUUCCUAAAGGUGGUACAUUCACGACGUGAAAGCGAUGGCGGUGUGUAUUUCUGUGAAGCUCGAAAUCAAUUAGGUUCAGUACGAAGUAGAAAUGCAACAUUGCAAGUUGCAGUUUUACGAGAUGAAUUCCGGUUGGAACCACAAAACACACGAGUUGCACUUGGAGAUGUUGCCAUACUUGAGUGUGUUCCACCUCGUGCCAAUCCCGAGCCGGUUGUUACUUGGCGUAAAAAUGGACAAACCAUGGAUUUAACCAACUCAAAACGAAUUCGAAUUGUAGACGGUGGUAAUUUGGCCAUUCAAGAUGCACGACAAUCAGACGAUGGAAGAUAUCAGUGUAUCGCACGUAACGCGGCUGGUGUUCGUGAAUCGUCGGUGGCAUUUCUUAAAGUACAUGUGAAACCAUUCUUGAUACGCGGACCGCAAAAUCAAACGGCUGUCGUUGGUAAUUCGGUAACGUUCCAAUGUCGUGUAGGUGGUGAACCUGUACCAGACGUUCUAUGGAGACGUUCAGCAUCUGGUGGAAAUAUGCCAUUGCAUCGCGUUCACAUUCUCGAGGAUCGCAGUUUGCGAUUGGAAAAUGUUGGAUUAGACGACAUCGGAGAAUACACGUGCGAAGCCGACAACGCAGUCGGUGCUGUCGCAUCCACAGGAAAUUUAAUCGUUUAUGCUCCUCCGGUGUUUAUAACACGGCCAAAGACACAAAUUGUUGAAUUAGGAAAAGAAGCAAUCUUUGAGUGUGAGGCAAAUGGUUAUCCAAAGCCCACCACCUUUUAUUCAAUUGAGGGAAAUCGUACGCUUAUGUUCCCUGGAUACAAGCACGAUCGUAUUGAGGUGACACAAACGCCCGAAGGUCGUCUUUUGUUGUCAAUUCAAAAUGUUCAACGCACCGAUGCUGGGAAAAUUAUUGUUUGCAGUGCUGUAAACAGCGUGGGCAGCACAAGUACACGCGUUGUUGUGACAAUAAAUACACAAGAAGAACGUCCACCACCAAUUAUCGUCCAAGGGCCGGCCAAUCAAACACUUCCAAUCAAAUCCGUUGCCACAUUGCCAUGCAAAACCAUCGGCGGACCUGUGAUUACAAUUGCAUGGUACAAGGAUGGCAUACCAUUGGUAUUAAAUGAUCGCAUGAAUCUUUCGCAAAGCGGCACAUUAACCAUUAGUGAGUUGAGCAAAGAAACUGAUUCCGGAUUAUACAUUUGUGUUGCAAGCACCAAAAGUGGCAGAUCAACAUGGAGCGCUUAUUUAAAACUUGAAGCACCAACAAAUCCAAAUAUUCGAUUCUAUCGUGCACCAGAAGCAUCCACCUUCCCCGGCCAACCCGGCAAACCGCAAAUUAUUGAGAAAACCGACAACAGUGUGACAAUAACAUGGUCGCGAAGCACGAAAAUUGGUCAAUCGAGUUUACUUGGAUACUCAGUUGAAAUGUAUGGACGAAAUGAUACCGAAGGUUGGGUUACAGUUGUACAACGCUUGCAAGACACAACUUAUACACAUACCGAUUUAACGGCUGGCAUAAGCUAUUACUUUGUGGUUCGAGCUGAAAAUACACAUGGAAUGUCGGCGCCCAGCGCAAUAUCCGAACCCGUCAUCGUUGGAAUUAAUGACUUUAACACUGGUCUCGAUCUUAGUGAAGCUCGCGCCAGUCUACUGUCUGGCGAUGUUGUUGAACUAACCAAUGCGACGUCAACGGAUUCAACCAGCAUGAAACUUGUGUGGGAGAUCAUCAAUGGCAAAUAUGUUGAAGGCUUUUAUAUUUACGCAAGACAAUUGGAUUCGGACAAUGAUACAUACAAAAUGUUAACAGUGCUUAAUGGCGGCGGAGCAUCAACAUGCACUGUUACCGGGCUCAUGAAAUAUCAAUCCUAUGAAUUUUUUAUCGUUCCGUUUUACAAAACCGUUGAGGGAAAACCAUCGAACUCUCGCGUUGCGCGCACACUCGAGGAUGUUCCAAGCGAACCACCAUCCCAUAUGGAAGCACUCUUAUUAAAUUCUUCGGCCGUUUAUUUGAAAUGGAAACCGCCAGUGCUUCAAGCUCACAAUGGCGUUUUGCAAACGUAUCACAUAAUCGUGCGUGGUUACGAUGCAAACAUGAAUCGAUCUCGAAUUCUGACCAAUGUUACGAUUGAUGCUACCGCACCAACACUUUUACUGGCUAAUUUGACCGAAGGUGUUACGUAUACGGUCAGCGUGGCGGCUGCCAACCGAGCUGGAUACGGACCAUACAGUACACCGGCCACACUGAGAUUGGAUCCGAUUACCAAACGCCUGGAUCAAUCAACAUUACACAGAUACCCGAUAAAUCACGACCAUAUGGAUGACUUCCUAACAGAGACCUGGUUCAUUGUAUUGCUCGGCUCAAUAUUGGCCAUCAUAAUUAUGUCGUUCGGUGCAAUGGUAUUCGUGAAACGAAAGCAUAUGCUGAUGAAACAAGGCGCACUCGAUGCUCGUUCGAAUAGCGUUUUGAAAAUAUCGAGUAUAUCACGAAAUCGAAAUGGUUUCUGGUUGGAUCCAACGGGAAUGGUAUGGAGACAAACUGAAUUGCCAAAAGACCAAAUAGCUGACUAUGCACCGGUGUGUCAAACACCGACUAUUCAUCGAGACGUUGAUCAGAAUGGAUUCAUCAAUGAUUAUUCCAAUUUUCCGGCCGAUUACGCGGAAGUAUCAACGUUUAGCAAGGCCCCAAGUGAAUGCAGCGGAACACGUUCACCAGCACCGUAUGCAACCACAACACUUGUCGGCAAUUCACGUUUAAUCACAGUAAAGAAUGUAAACAAUCAAAAUAUGUACUUUGCCAGCGACUUAUAUAAUCCACAAAAUCGUUAUGUACACUCCGAAUCGUAUUUCAAUCCAAAAGAAAAAAUCAAUAUCACAGAAAAUCGACUUGGAUGCAAUACAUUCAAUCCAAAUCAUGCAUCUGCAAUGGCAGCAAACACACCGUUCGGUACGAUACGCAAAAAUCGAUUGAAAUUGUUACGCAAUCCACAUUUUCGCAUUGGACAAAGCGAUGGUAAACUGAAUGAUUCAAACGAUAGCAAUGGAAAUUUGACUAAUUCAAAUGCAAAUGGACAACAAGAGCAACUUUAUGUGAAAAUUGGCGAAAUGAAUCCAACAUCAAGUGAAUACGAUUACAGUGGAAUGCGUUGGUCACCACAACAACAACAGCAUCAGCAUCAACAUCAGCAAUCGAUAGAUCAAUACCAUCACCAAAGACCAUCAAUGCAACAAAAUUACGAACAAACAUCUCAAGCGAUGCAACAACAGCCACCACAAUCGAACAAUGGCUCAUCGAAUCAAAGCAUUUACGAGAACCAUCAUCGUCAAAAUAGUGAUAAGGAUAUGAUUUAUGCACCAUCAGCAAAUCGCAGCAUUAUUAGCUAUAUGAGCUCAAAUAAACGUUUCGAUGAAGUGUAGAUGCAUUUAUUUUCACCAUACACUCUGCACAAUACACGCAAUUCGAUUAAUAUAUUAGAAUAAUAUAAAUAUAUUAUUUAUGUGUUAAUUUAAAAAAGAAAAAUGAAAGGAAAUUCGACGAAAUUCUGUAUAUUUUGCCACCCCCCCAAAUCUAGUGAUUUAAAAUGAACGAAAAUAAGGAAGGAAAUACCAAAAUUAUACUCGAAAAAAGAGAAAAUUAUUUGUUGUAUGCGCUUCAUAAAGCAUGGCACCUGUAAAUAGACUUCAAUUUAGACUAUGUAGGCAUAGAAUAGCUAUAUUCAUUUAUAUAUCGUUCGCAUCUGAAAUUAUUCACCCCUAACUUGCGCACACAUUGACACACACACGAACAUAUAUACAACAUUUAUCAACAACAUCCGAAUAAAAUAAGAAAAAUUUAUGAACAAUUUCAUCAUAUUACAACCAAGCAGUAUUUGUAUUUUUCGCUCCUUAGAUAUUAUUCUAUAAAAUACUCAAAACAAAAAAUGCGUAAAUUUUUUAUGUUUCAACGUCAUUUUAUUUCGAAAGAGACUGACACUAUCUUCCUUCUCGAUGUUAUUGCACUUCAUAUUCUCAGUGGACCGCAAUAUUUCUGUUCGGUUUGUCUUUUCAUGCUUACAAUCUCAAUUGUUAUAUAAAUGCGUAGAAUGCGAUGCGUUAUAAUUUAUAGUCAUAUAGAAAAGGAAACCCAGUCGUAUAACUUUUAGAAGCGCCUACGGCGCAACAAAAUGUAUAAAUGUAAUUUAAUAGAAACCAUAAGUCGAUAAAUAACUUUUCAAAUUAGGAGAGAAUAACUGGCUAAUUUAUAUUUAAAAUGGAGAAUAAAAUCAAAUUUAACGUUCAAUGAUGAUGGACACAAAGCAUAUUGAAUUCAUAAACAUUAGCAUCCUAAUAAAUAUAAAUUAUCAACAAAAUUGAGCAAAAAAACAACUAUUAUCAAAUUAAGCAUGUGGAAUAUACUGUGUAAAAUCCGUUACGUAUUAGCAUUUAAAUGAACGUAAACGUCAAUAAAAAUCAUUUAAGCAUUUAAAUUGAAUGAAUUAACAACAACAAAUUUAC
This is a messenger RNA of Contarinia nasturtii (swede midge), 6736 nucleotides long. RefSeq names its product roundabout homolog 1-like. Gene Ontology annotation, biological process: homophilic cell-cell adhesion; dendrite self-avoidance; axon guidance. Gene Ontology annotation, cellular component: axon; plasma membrane. The record is from RefSeq and is a predicted model, not a curated record. Lineage: Eukaryota; Metazoa; Arthropoda; Insecta; Diptera; Cecidomyiidae. Bases 1964 to 5659 code for a protein of 1231 amino acids. The transcript is spliced from 19 exons. Gene Ontology annotation, molecular function: cell-cell adhesion mediator activity.